UCGGUGGGUGGGGACGGUCAUUUGUCGGCUUUCUGGACACACAGAGACAGACAGGAUGGAUUUCCUCCGGCUCCAUCUUCCUGGGCUGCAUCAGGCCUUGAGGGGGGCAUUGGAUUCCCUCAGCACCUUUGUCUCCUACCUUAUGGGCGAUGAGGUCCCCAUUGUAGAGAGGAGGGAGGCAAGGGCAGCUGAGGAACUGGGGGAGGUGGCUGCAGGAAGGCCAGAGGAGACUGAAGAGAAGGGAGCCCAGGAGGCCCUUGAGGGCCUUGGAGGCAGCCAAAGCAAGGAGGGUGGAGGGCUGAGAGAGCCUAGAGAGGCUGGAAGGUACCAGGAGGGAGGUUCAGCUACAAAACAGACCUGGGAUUGGGAAGAAGGCAGCUCCCAUCGGUCUCAAGCAAACAGGCAGCUCACUGGGGCCUGGGAAGCAGCCAGGGCUGCCAGGUGCCAGGAGCCAAGUGCCCACUUGGAGGCCGAAAAGACGUUUGAGGCAGGGUCUAAGGCUGGUCGAGGCAACGGCAGCCAAACCCAGGAGAGUCGAGGGCCCAAUGAGCAGGAAGUGAACAGAGAGGAGACACGGAGAACCUGGGAACAGGAGGAGGAGGCGGAAGAGAUCAGGGAAGGGAAACCAGGGGUGGCCGGAAAGGCGGAGUCAGAGUGGACCUGGCAGAGGGAGCCCGAGGGGAAGGUAGCAGGGGACAGCAGGGAGUCAUUAGAGCAGGUGUUCAAGGAGGCAGUUGCAGAGGAGAUCCAGGCGCCUAGGGCCAAAGAGGCUGGGAAGGAAGGAGAGGUGAUGGUGGUCCUACGGGGUAGCCAAAGCACAAGGGUAGAGAAAACACGGGAGUCAGGGACAGAAUCUGAGGCUGGGACAACCUCAGGCAGGGAGGAGGAGGCCAGGACAGCCUCAGGCAAGGAGGAGGCAGAGACAACCUCAGGUGGAGAGGAGGAGGCCAGGACAACCUCAGGGGGAAAGGAGGAGGCUGGGACAGCCUCAGGCAGGGAGGAAGAAGCUGGGACAACCUCAGGGGGAGAGGAGGAAGCCGGGACAACCUCAGGCAGGGAGGAGGAGGCCGGGAUAACUUUAGGCAGGGCAGAGGCCGGGACAACCUCAGUUGGGAAGGAAGGUAACCUCUCAGGAGCCAGGGAGCCAGAAUAUGGGGGAGUAGUCUCCGGAGAAAGGAUCUCAGAGGGCACUGGGAGGACCUGGGCAAUAGAGGAGGCCACCAGGGAAGACCAGGAGGAGGAGGUGGAUGAGAAGAGAAAGGCUGAGAUGAGCGUUUCCCCCAAACAGAGCCAGGCUCUAGGAACUGAGGGUGUGGAGGAAACAGUGAAGGACCAGCUGGCAGGGAGGGAGUCUGCAGGAGGCCAGGGGUCAGAGGAGGAGGGAGAGGGGUUUGAGGUCCAGGCAGAUCGGGACGGGGAAGAGGCCGAGGGGAGGCAAGCCUCAGUGAACAGGACUGUUGCCCUUGGUCUGGAGGAGGUGGUGCAGGCAGAGAAGGCCAAAGAGGAGGGAGAGAGUUGCUGGAUCGCGGAGGCCGAGUUGCCCAAGAACAAAGUGGCAAACGAGGCUGAAGGCGAUGCUGGCUUGGAGGCAACCCCGGAGGCCAGCCUCGAGAAGGAGUGCAGGGGGGAGAAGAGCAAGGGGGAGGCUCGGACAGGUGGAGAAGGGCUGGCGUUGGAGGGCAGUGGCCUUGAGCACAAGGUCACCGAAGGCCAGGACCCUGAGCUGAUGGCCGCCCCCCAGACGCCAACAGAGCAGCCUGAGGAAGGACUGGGGGAAGAGGAAGAGCCCCGGGGCAUUCCAGCCCUGAACAAAGAGGAGACAGAAAGGAGCCUGGAGGAAUACCCCAGAAACCUGGGGUAUGGAAAGCCUGGUGCCUCUGGGACUGAAGCCCAGAGGAGGGACUUGGAGGGAGGGGAUUCCCACAAAGAAAAAGCAGAUGCUGAAGAGGGGGAGGAGGAGGCUGUAGGAAGCCAGGCAUCAGAGGAGGCCGAGGAGGCCGAGGGAGGCCAAGAGUCUGCGCUCCCAGAUGUCCUGGAGGCAGGUGGGGAGUGGAAGAAAGCCGAGGAAGCAGGGUGUGGAGCAGAGGAGGGAGAGGCCCGCGGAGCACAGAGCCAGGAGCCAGGUGGAAGGUUCAGCGCAGGGGCAGGGGCAGGUCGGGCGCUGGGGGAGUCAGAUGCCCGAGACACCGAGGAUGAGGAGGCAGAGGCCACGGUGCCCUGCAGGGCAGACACGACAUCCAGCGGAGUCUGGGGGCUGGAGGAGGCGGCUCUGAGCCUCCAGGACAGCGAGGACACAGGGGUCGGUUCUUUGGCCGCUGAGAUAGCGGGGGACAAGGCCGAUGGGAGGGCUGCUGUGCCUGGGGGAGGGCCCAAAAGAGAGGCUGGGGAAGCUUGGGAAACAGAAGGGAGGCAGGAGGCUGGGGGAGGAGAGGAGCUGGUGGAGGCUGCGUGGGAAAAAACCCGAGGGGGGCCAGAGUUCGGCCCGGAGGGCUCAGCAGACAUGGAGGUAAAUAGCAGAGGGGGCCCAGAAGAAGCUUUUGAGGCCGGAGACGGUGAGCCCAGGGGAGAGUGCGCAGAGGUCAAGGAAUCUGCAGUGGCAGAGGGAAGCUGUGGGAUGGACAGCUUUACCUGGGGUUCCCAGGUGGCGAGGGCAGAGGGCGCCACGGCCACCACGGUAGAGGCCGAGGGGCUCCCAGGAGGGCAGACGCCGCCGUGGGAACAGGAGGCUGCGGGAUGGCGGUUAAAGGAGCGGGGGCGAGGCGGUGAGGGGCAGCGUGGGGACCUCCACCCUGAGGAAGAGGCACAGAGGCCCCUUGACGUGGAGGGUGUUGAGGUGACUGAAGACCAGAGGGCAGCGGCCAAGGAGAUUGUUCCAGAAGGCCCGGAGGACAUCCAGGGCCAGGAGGACCGGUCAACAUACCAGGAGCCUGGGCCACGUGGGGAGACGGCAGCAAGUACCGGAGGGGAUGCUCACGGCAGCUGGAGUGAGGCCCUGCUUCCUGGGUCUCGCCUGGACGUCUCUGUCUCGCGGAGCCGUGUACUCCUGUCUCGAAGCUCCUCCCAGCGUCGCUCCCGGCCCUCUUUCCGACGGACCCCCGCCCCUGAGCGGCAGGAGGAGCCUCCCAGCCCCCCCCCUGAGGAAGAGCCGUCAGCCCCCGAGCAGAGACUUCUCCGGCCAGAGGAACCCCCGGAGGCAAGCCCCCCAAGGCCUGAAGGGACCCCACUGCCAGCCAGGAGAAGGCCCCUGGGACACGGGUUUGGCCUUGCCCACCCCGGCAUGAUGCAGGAACUGCAGGCCCGACUGGGCCGGCCCAAACCCCAGUGAGCGCCCCGAGCCCCUGGGAGCCGGGCCCUGAAUGAGCGUCAGAAGGAUCCACCAAAUCCUGCUCGGCCUAUCUCCCUCCGCCACUUUGGACACACCCUUUUCCACCGUCUGGGCCUUGGUUUCUUGGUGUGUCAAGCUCGGAGCAGACAGAGGCAGACAUCCUCGAGAAGCGUGAACUGGAGGAGUCUGACUGCAAUGUGGCUGAUGGACACGCCCCCCCCCCCCCCAACCCCUGGCCCGCUGGGAGCGCGCCCCUCACGGCCCGUCCUGAUCACGCCUCCGCCUCCGGUGCAUCUCUGCUGUCUGCAGGACUGAGGGGACAGUUCUCUUCAUGGCCUUCCCUCCCCGACCUCUCCGGUCCCCACCCAGGCCUCCAGAGGGCAGUGCAGUGAGAACCCAAAGCUCGGCGGGGUGGGCGCUAGCCCAGAGGAGAGGGGUCAGGAGGCCCUCUGGACCUCCAUCUGCAACCAGAGGUUGAUGGGAGGCGGAUCAGUGGCCUUGAGCUUUGAAAAACUCACGGCUCUGCAGGUUACUGUGGCAACCACCAGCCCAGCAAGCCAGUCUGGGGGAAGGUGGGCCAGGAGCCCCCGAAAUUUAGGAGCAGAGAGGGGUCCAGGGUGGCCAGAGACUACAGACCCCUCCCCCCCCCCAGACCCUUUUGUCCUUUGGCGUCAGGCACCCCUUCUGGGAAAAGAAGCUGAGGCUGAGAGAGGAUGACAGUGCUUUAUUCGGCACCCCGCACGGUGGCCUAGCCCGGGGACAACUAGCCGGCUCUGAAACAAUAAAUAAACCAUCAUUUUCCUAAACAAUAAA
Molecule: messenger RNA, 4138 nt
Organism: Lynx canadensis (Canada lynx)
Lineage: Eukaryota; Metazoa; Chordata; Mammalia; Carnivora; Felidae
Gene: APOBR
Product: apolipoprotein B receptor
Exons: 6
Coding region: 56-3325 (1089 amino acids)
Biological process (GO): triglyceride metabolic process; lipid transport
Cellular component (GO): membrane
Molecular function (GO): very-low-density lipoprotein particle receptor activity
Source: RefSeq, a predicted model, not a curated record